AUGGCUGAUAUUUAUAAAAAAAUUCCAAUGUUAAUUUCUACAACAUUAGAUCAUUAUUGUAAUGGUCCGCCUCAACCUUCAUGGGAUUUAAAAUUUCAUUUAAUGUUUCAAUUGAGAAAAUCAUUUACAGAUGACUUCAUUGAUCUAACAAUUGAGCAAAAACAAGAAUCUAGUAGACUUCCUGUUCCUAUACCGGCUGGUAUAACGAUAAUUAAAUCUAAAGUAGACAAUGAAUAUAGACAUAAAGCUCAAGUUCAUCUUGAUAAAAUUUUGAAACCUUAUGAACAUGUUUUGGACACCGAAUGGAAAAUUUUGAAAGAGGAUGGGAUUGCUGCUGAUUGGAUUCAGGUUCCUGAUGAUGGAUGGGAAAGAAGAGUUGUUAGGAAAACAAUUUUUUUUUUACAUGGUGGAGCUUAUUUCUUGAGUAGUAAAGAUCGUCAUGUCAAUAUUACUAGCACUCUUGCUAAAAAAGCAGAUGCAAGAGUGUUUGCAAUCAAUUAUAGGCUUGCACCUCAAAACCAAUUUCCUGCCGCAUUACAAGAUGCAUUGGCUGCUUAUAUGUAUCUCUUAAGUCCCCCAAAGGAUGCAGGAUUUGAACCUUUAGAUCCAAAAAAUAUCUUUAUUGCUGGUACUAGUGCCGGUGGUGGUUUAAGUAUAGCUUUGGGACUUGCCUUACGUGAUGCAGGUUUGCCAAUGUGUGCUGGCAUAAUCGGAUGGGCUCCAUGGGUCGACCUUACGCAUAGUUCGCCUUCUUUUUUGAGUAAUAAAUAUGAUAAUAUUGAUUUUGUCAAUAUUUUACUAACCAUGCCAUCAAUUAUACAUGAUAAAAAUAAUCCUCGAGUUACUCAAGUUGAAAUUGAUUAUAUAGAAAAGGCGGCUGCGCUCUCGGAAAAAAUCAAAAAACAAAAUGUUAAACCAAAAAUUUGGCAUGAUUCAUUUGAUAGACCUGAAGGAAGAAUGCAAAUGUAUGUUCCUAAUGAAGGGUUAGCAAUUCCAUAUGUUAGUCCAAUGUUGGCUGAAAGCUUAGGAGAUUUGCCUCCUUUAUAUUUGAUGGCAGGAGGUGCUGAAAGGUUACUUGAAGAAAUCAUUUACUUUGCUCAUAGAUCUGCUGAACCAACUAAAUAUAAAGGUCCAUCUUAUAAUGCUGGUAAAUUUGAAAAAUCUCCAUUCCAUACUCCAACAAAUACUACACUAGAAAUAUACGAAGAAAUGCCACACGUAUUCCAGAUGUUUAACUCUCACGCCUGUAUUGAAAUAUCGUAUAAACAUACAGCAGAAUUCAUUAAUAGAGUUUUAGAUUCUACUAAUAAACCACUUCCUCCGUCAUCUUUCAAUCGUGUAAAUGACAAAGAAGAAAUUAGUCCAUUGAAUGAACAUGAUAAAGAAGUUCUUAAAUGGGAAUAUUUUGGUAUUGUACCAAGUUUUGAUCUCUCUGCAUUCAAAGUUCCUUCACGUAAAUUGUAA
This is a messenger RNA of Funneliformis geosporum, 1464 nucleotides long. NCBI's taxonomy places the organism in Eukaryota, Fungi, Glomeromycota, Glomeromycetes, Glomerales, Glomeraceae. The record is from the annotation of a GenBank genome assembly.